CAACAUCCAUGGUGAAGAAACACAAGUGAUCGGCGUGCAACGGCGGUGCUUAGAAAUCAUUAGGAGAUGUCUAAAAGGAAGCACAGGUCACCAGGUGAGAGCACUCACAAAAGAGCAAGAUCUGCACCAUUGGAGGAGGAUUCGGAGGACAUAGUUGGCCCAAGUCAGGCCAACUUAGUGGCAGACACUUCCUUAAAGACAUCAGGGGAAGUGGGUAUCAUCGAAAGCAUUUCUUUGAAAAACUUCAUGUGCCAUUCUUUACUGGGGCCUUUUCCUUUUGGAGACAAUGUCAACUUUGUUAUUGGAAACAAUGGAAGUGGAAAAAGUGCAAUCCUAACAGCACUGAUUGUUGGCCUUGGAGGAAGGGCACUGACAACCAACAGGGGAUCCUCCCUGAAAGGAUUUGUGAAGGAAGGAGAAAGUUCAGCAGACGUCUAUAUCACAUUACGUAAUAGAGGGCAAGAUGCGUUUAAGCCUGAGGUGUUUGGACCAGCCAUCAUUGUGGAACUCAGGAUUUCCAGCGAGGGGUUAAGAACCUACAAGCUUAAGAGCAAAACUGGUCACCUUGUGUCUACAAAGAAGGAGGAGCUUGUUUCUAUUCUGGAUCAUUUCAAUAUUCAGGUGGAUAACCCUGUGUCCAUAUUAACUCAAGAAAUGAGCAAGCACUUUUUGCACUCUAAAGGGGAAGGAGAUAAAUACAAGUUCUUCAUGAAAGCAACACAGCUGGAGCAAAUGAAAGAAGAUUACACGUACAUCAUGAAGACAAAAACAGUCACGCAGAAUACAAUUGAGCAACAUGAAGAGUGCUUGGAGGGCUUGAAGCGGAAGUAUUUGGAAAAAGAGGACAAGUACAAAAGUCUGGCUUCCUUGGACGAGAUGCAUACAAAACUACAGGAGCUGCAGCAUCAGAUGGCAUGGGCUUUGGUCACUGAAAUGGAAAGAGAGGUGAAACCAAUGAGGGAAAGAGUCUUAGGAGAGGAGAGGGCUACCGUCAAAUAUGACCAGAAGGUGGAAGAAUGGAAGGUUAAAGUGGUGGAGGCUGAGCAGAAGUACAAGCAGAUCCACGACCAGCUGGAGAGCAUCUCUGAGCGUGUGCAGCAGCUGCAGCCGCAGUGCACAGAGCUGAAGACCGAGGCUCAGAACUGCAACAAGGUGUUUAAAUCUGCUGAGGCUAGUUAUCACCGCUCCAAGACCAAUCUCAGAGAUUUGGAGAAGGAUAAAGAGCAGCUCACCAAGCGCAUCGAUGAGCUCAAGCACAGUAUCAGCCUGUCUACAGCUGCAGACAGACAGGCUCAGAUGGAGAGGAUCAACAGGCUGCAGGCAGAGCUGGACUCUUUGAACCACCAGGACUCCACCCUCUGCCAGCAGAUCGACCAAUUCCAGCAGGUGGUGGCCAGAGGCAAGGAGGAGCUGGCCAAGAUGAAACGGGAGGAGCAGAACAUACAGAGGUCGAUAGAGACCAAGCGGAGGGACCUGAAAGCCAUGGUGGACAGCAAGACGGACAAAGUCAAACGCUUUGGGGAACAGAUGCCUGCGCUGCUGGCUGCCAUUAACGAGGCCUAUGAGAAGGGGCUGUUCCGGAAGAAGCCUGUGGGACCAGUUGGUUGUUGCAUCCGUCUGAAGGACCCGCAGAUGGCUCUGGCAGUGGAGAGCUGCCUGAAGGCUCUGAUUUUGGCCUUCUGCUGUGACAACUACCACGACGAGAAGAUACUGCAGGGCCUCAUGUCCCGCUACUACAACCAGCUCAGAAGGCCUCAAAUCAUAGUCAGCGAGUUCUCCAGCACGUUGUACGACAUCAGUGGGAGAGCUGUCCAUCAUCCAGAAUAUCCCACUGUGCUCCAUGCACUAGAAAUCGAGGAUCCAGUGGUAGCCAACUGUCUGAUUGACAUGAGAGGAAUUGAAACAAUUUUGCUAAUAAAGAACAAUCAAGAUGCCCGUCGAGUGAUGCAGCGUGGCCAGCCCCCUAGGAACUGCAGAGAAGCCUUCACAAGGGAUGGGGAUCAAGUGUUCGCAAACCGCUACUACUCGAGCGACCACCAGAGGGCACAGUUUCUGAGUAGAGAUGUCGAGGAGCAAAUCAGACACCUGCAGACGGAGAUCAAGAAUCAGGAGGCAGAAGUGUUGCGCUUAAGGCAGGGUGUGCAGACAGAGGAGGAGGGCAUUCGGAAGAAUGACAGUCUCCUGAGAAGAGUGUACGAGGACAGAAAAAGGGCCAAGGACAAAUCUGUCAAGAUCCAGCUGGAAAUGAGCGAUCUCCAGAAUGUGGAAGAACCUCAGUCUGAAGACCUCAAUCCUCUGGAGGAGGAGCUGCGGGAGAUUUGUGAGAAGAUCACUGUCUCACGGCAAGAGAGCGACGCUACAAGGCAGCAGAUGGGGGAGCUGAAGAAGGCCUUUGAGGACGCAGAGCAGAGAUACAAACAGCACAAAGACUGUAUCAGCAGAGUCACUGAGGAGGCCGAUCCCAUCAAGGAGGAGCUGAGCAAAAGCGACCAAGAAGUGGAGAGGAGCAAACAUCACAAAAAGCACUAUGAGGAGAAGCGGAAGGCCCACAUUAACGGGAUUCAAAGGCUAAAGGCUGACCUGGAGGUCAAAGAAAAAGAGCUGAAGGCCUCCAAUGAGAAGGCCACAGAGAUCUGCCCUAGGAUGGAGGUGAAGAGAACAGCCAAGAGUCUGGACAGCGAGAUCAACCGAUUGAAACAGAAGAUCAGCACCCAGCAGGAUCAGCAAGGGGACAGGGAUGAGGUCAUCAGGCAGUACCAGGAGGCGCUAGACAACUACAAGAAUAUUGCCCUGCAGGUGAAGCACCUGAAGAAGUUCACCGGCCUCCUGAGCAAGAUCAUGAACGACCGACACAAAGUGUACACCGAGAUGAGAAUGUACCUUUCAGUGCGCUGUAAGUACUACUUUGACUCCAUGCUGUCACAGCGAGGAUACACUGGGAAGAUGACAUUCGACCACAAAAACGAGACACUGUCCAUAUCGGUCCAGCCAGGAGAGGGCGACAAAGCAGCCCUGAAUGACAUGCGGUCUCUGUCUGGAGGGGAGCGCUCCUUCUCUACGGUGUGCUUUGUCCUGGCCCUGUGGGCCAUUGCAGAGGCGCCCUUCCGCUGCCUGGACGAGUUUGACGUCUACAUGGAUAUGGUUAACCGAAGAAUAUCCUUGGACAUGAUGCUGAAAAUUGCUGCCAGCCAACGUUACAGGCAGUUCAUUUUUCUCACCCCUCAGAACAUGAGUUCUCUCCCAAUAAACAACUUGAUCCGGAUUCACCGCCUGAACGACCCGGACCGUAGCCAGACAGUGCUGCCCUUUGGCCAGAGGAACCAGGAGGAGGAUGACGAAUGAUGAAGGACACAUCCCGGCCCUUACUGUAUGCUCUAUGCACUGACCUCUGUUCAGAAGUCAUCAAGCUAUAUGUGGACACUUUUAACAUCAUGUAGCCAGUCAUUUGGUCUGACUUCUGUAAUGUUUUAUUUUUUAUUUGCCAUUUUAUAUCAGAGUAUCAGUAAGGUACACUGCAAAAAAAGAAGUAUUCUCCUAAGUAAAUUACAAGAAUGUAAUCAAUUAUUACAUACUGUAUAAGUUCUCAGGCAACUGACACUUGCAGGAAUGCACGGGUAAAUAUCUUUUUGACAACAGCAGAAAUCGCAUGAGAAAAGUGGCACGCAGUCGUACACAUUCUUUUUUGAAACAACUGAUCACAUUAAAUUUUACGUUUACACAUUUUUCUUGUCAGUAGUUCCAUUCAUAGAACUGCUUCUGGUCAGAAAUACUUGGUGGUAUCUUGUUUCCAGAAGGAUUGUGUCUCUGCUUGAAAUAUUACACCCAUGUCAGACAUAUUAGGGUGACAGGAGUUGUGACAUGGCCUCAUAAAAGUGGUCUGCUGGGAAAAAAAAAGAAAAAUUUGAGCAUAGUGCAUAGUGUUUCAAACAGUACAC
This is a messenger RNA of Megalops cyprinoides (Indo-Pacific tarpon), 3935 nucleotides long. RefSeq lists its product as uncharacterized. Gene Ontology annotation, biological process: double-strand break repair via homologous recombination. The transcript has 27 exons. The coding region runs from base 67 to 3342 and encodes 1091 amino acids. Gene Ontology annotation, cellular component: nucleus; site of double-strand break; Smc5-Smc6 complex. Gene Ontology annotation, molecular function: single-stranded DNA binding; damaged DNA binding. The record is from RefSeq and is a predicted model, not a curated record. Lineage: Eukaryota; Metazoa; Chordata; Actinopteri; Elopiformes; Megalopidae.